Scophthalmus maximus (turbot) is the source of this 3152-nucleotide messenger RNA. It is a transcript of the gene socs9, whose product is annotated as suppressor of cytokine signaling 9. Gene Ontology annotation, biological process: intracellular signal transduction; phosphatidylinositol phosphate biosynthetic process. The transcript is spliced from 2 exons. Gene Ontology annotation, cellular component: phosphatidylinositol 3-kinase complex. Gene Ontology annotation, molecular function: 1-phosphatidylinositol-3-kinase regulator activity. Lineage: Eukaryota; Metazoa; Chordata; Actinopteri; Pleuronectiformes; Scophthalmidae. The record is from RefSeq and is a predicted model, not a curated record. The coding region runs from base 476 to 2170 and encodes 564 amino acids.
UAACAUUUCGCCCCUACGGGAUGAAAGUAUCCAAGUUAGCCGAUCGCUAGCUGAGUUAGCUGGUCCACAGUUAACAACAGCUGCUCGCUUGCGACGAUAGCUCGGGAGCUAAUGUCGAUGGAAUCCCUCGGCAUGCUUCACGGUGAAGGGGUGAUCCGAGUCGCACAUUCGCCUGGGGGAUUUGACGACCCAACGUGCUCCGCGUUCAACGCGCUGUCGCGGAGUAGAUGGGAAGGUGUCUGCUUUUUGUUGACCAUCCACUUUCUUCAGAUGAGGUGAUCCCACGCGCAGCCGUCUGCUGCUGUCCGGCUUGUUCUAUAUAGUCUAUGGCCACAAUGCAUGGACAAUGAUAAUGACAUCUUAGACUAGGAAUGUGGAUGGAAACUUCCUCCUAAUAUCUAACUGCAAUUACAAGUAAUCCCUUGGCAACUCCCUGGAGUGGUGCAACAUUUGCCAUUUCACCCCAUAAUCCACCAUGUCACUACCAAACGAAUCAGGGAACCGAGGGAAGGAUCGAGAGAGGGGGGCCCGUCCCAAGGUGAGACAGAGCCGGUCAGAGGAGAGACGAGAUACAGGACGCAAAGUUGGAAAGGGAAAGAAAAAAGGCCUUGCCUGCCACGAACCAGCAGCUGAGCGACCAGUCAGUGAUGGCUUUGAGUAUGGUCAGCUGUUAAGUGACGCAGAGACCAGGGAGCAAUCUUCCUCUUCUCCUCGGAAGGAGAGUUGGAGAUGGCAGGGUUUGGAAGUCACUACAUCUUUACUAGGACAAGAACAUGCGACAGCCAGUCCAGGACUGGGAACAGUCAGCUCUGUCAACUUGUUACCCCCACCAAGUGAAGGUGACAGCAGAGGGUCAAGCAGCAGUCGCACUCUCCGGCAAAAAAUCCAAGAUGCCAUGGGACAGUGUUUCCCAAUAAAGACACACACUGCAGCAUCAGCACCAGCACCACAGGCUCUAUCAUCAUCAGCAUCAUCAUCAACCGCCUGCGCCUCCUCAAAGCGUAAGAUCCAUCUCAGUGAGUUGAUGUUGGAUGACUGCCCUUUCCCUGUAGGAUCAGAGCUGGCUCAGAAGUGGUAUCUCAUUAAGCAACACACAGCCCCCAUCACCAAGCCUCCUGUGCUUGAUUCUGCAGUAGUGUGCAGCGCCCCAACUCCUGCUGUGGCUACUGUGGUGGAGGAUGUAGAUGAUAGGUUGCGAGAGCGCAGGCGCAUCAGCAUCGAACAAGGUGUUGAGCCACCACCAAAUGCAGAGAUCCACACAUUCGAGGUGACGGCCCAAAUUAACCCUCUCUACAAGCACGGCCCUAAGCUGGCUCAUGGUAUGAAUGAGUUGGCCGGCGCUGACAGAGCCUCUGUUGAUCAGCAGCAGCAGCAGCAGCUUCUUCUCCAAAGUCAACAGCAGCAGCAGCUUCUUCUCCAAAGUCAGCAGCAGCACCAGCUCCUACUGCAGAGCUGUUUGGACACUCUGGAUGAGGUGGUGGCCUCAGCCUCAGCCUCAGCCUCAGCCUCAGCGUCGGCCUCUGUGCACACCAGUGAUACUGUCUCUGACCCGCCGGUUGACCCAGAGGUGACGGGGACCAGUGUGCCCUCUAAGGUUGUUGUUCAUCAGACUGAGCAUGACAAAUCUCAAGAUGGCUACCGCAUUCACACUCAGAUUGAUUACAUUCACUGUUUAGUUCCAGACCUGCUGAAGAUUACCAACCUGUCGUGUUACUGGGGGGUCAUGGACCGCUACGAGGCAGAGACGCUGCUGGAGGGAAAGCCCGAGGGCACGUUCCUCCUGCGGGACUCUGCCCAGGAAGACUACCUCUUCUCUGUUAGCUUCCGCCGCUAUGGCCGCUCACUACAUGCACGCAUUGAACAGUGGAACCACAAUUUUAGCUUUGAUGUGCAUGACCCCAGCGUCUUCCACGCCUCCACGGUUACCGGAUUGCUGGAGCACUACAAGGACCCAAACUCUUGCAUGUUCUUCGAGCCGCUGCUUUCCAACCCCAUCCACCGCACACAGCCCUUCAGCCUGCAGCACAUCUGCCGAGCAGUCAUCAGCAGCUGCACCACCUAUGAUGGCAUUAACUUGCUUCCCAUUCCAAAUGUGUUGAAAAAGCACCUGAAAGAAUACCACUAUAAGCAGAGAGUACGUGUGCGGCGAAUGGAUACCUGGUGGGAAUGAAGAACAACAAAAUAAACUAUUAAAUAUAUUUUUACACAAGUCUCUCCAAACUGAACUGGACUGGACUUGUUCUUCACUCUGCCUUGCUGUAUUAACCUACACUGCACUGUAAUAAUUUAUUUUAUUCCUGCUGUACAUGUUUUAACAAUUGUGAACUACACUGACGAGACUAAGCAAUCUGACUGAUCUUGUACACUCCGAGUUCUUUGUGCUCAGAUUAAACAAAUGUAUUUAGAUGCGUGGUUGUCAGAGAGCUACCCUCCCAUCAUCUGAUCAUCUGCGUUUCCAAGUGUGACUCAAUCAGCUUUAUUAUCUGACGAUGUGAGGAAAGUGUCUUACUGGAAAUCAAAAUGAUUAUAAUAAUAGAGUUGUUCAUCAGUCACAUGCUGGGAAGGUGGAACACACGCUGACAUGGUUAAUUCCUUCAUGUUACUGAGGUGUGGACGUGCAGCAAGUCUGCAGUAUUAAUCACUGUUUCCCACAAUGAUCCCAGGAAAUUCUAAAGGGGGUGAGAGGAAGCUGUGUGUCCUACCUGUGCUUAUUAUGAACGAGAAUGCUCGCUCCAAAAAAGAUAUUUGUCACACCGAAAUCAUGAUUACACGCUCGCAUUAUUUUUCAGUCUUAGAGUUUAAUUGCAGAGAAAGAUGCAGAGGGAUAUUGCACAACUAGUAGUAAAUGAAAUGCCAUAUGUUGAGAUUCUACUUCAUUUGUUUGUUUGAUUUUCCCCACAUCAUAAAACCAUCUGUUGCUUCUCCUGAGGUUAAAUUCCACACAGCGCUUGCUUGCGGUCUUCAUUAGUUUUGAAAUAAGGGAUCAAAUGUAAAGGUGAAGGUGAUCAAAAUCUGUCUACUGUGCUGUUCUAAAUUUAGUGAAAAUGAAAUUUAGUAGACAUUUUUAGUCUUAUCGUUUAUUUAAAUAAUUUUUCAUGUAUUUGUGUAAAGACCCAGAUCCUUAAAUAAUAAAAAGAAGCUUGUUGCUGUUA